CCGGAGGCAGCGCUGCUCCCCGCUCUGUCUCCCUCAGACGGCGGACUGGACGUGGCGUAUGUACCGAUGGCUCCCCUUCCCUCCGACCGCCCCGUGAUGUUUGCGCGUGUUCCGGCUUGUUGUCGCCUCCUCGCCGGCGGUGAGUCCGGACAGACCGACUGACGGUGGAUGUGAGACCCCGGCGAUGCUCGGCUUCCUGCUCCGAGGGCUGAAGGCGAUUUAAAAGCCCCUCCGUCAGAGAGCCGACUGAGCUUUUCCAUCCUGUCCUGAAUCGCGCCCAGUUCCUCGAUGGGUUCCCGUAGCCAGAGUUUCUUCCACCACCACCACCGCAGCUCCAUGAUGCCCGCCACCGUGCCAAGGCUGCUGCCGGAGAGCGGGAGUCUGCUGGGGGGCAUCGCCCAAAUCACCCCAAACCUCUUCCUCAGUAGAGGCAACGUGGCAUCCAACCGCAGCCUGCUGCUGUCUAAGGGCAUCACCUGCGUGGUCAACGCCACCAUCGAGUUGCCAAACUUCAACUGGCCGCAUAUGGAGUACGUGAAGGUCCCCCUGGCAGACAUGCCCCACUCCCCCAUCUCCUUGUAUUUCGACAGCGUGGCCGACAAAAUCCACAGCGUGGGGCGCAAGCGAGGGGCGGUGCUUGUGCACUGUGCAGCAGGGGUGAGCCGCUCGGCCUCGCUGUGCCUGGCGUACCUCAUGAAGUACCACCGCGUGUCUCUGGCCGAGGCCCACGCUUGGGUCAAGGCCCGCCGUCCCGUCAUCAGACCCAACGGCGGCUUCUGGCGCCAGCUGAUCGAAUAUGAGAGGAAGCUGUUCGGCAGGAACUCUGUUAAGAUGGUGCAGACGCCCUACGGGAUCAUACCUGAUGUUUACGAGAGGGACCGCAGGACCCUCGCUCCUUACUGGGGCCUGUGAGCAUCUGUGCUGUCCGCAGUGAGGGAUAAAGGUGGAAAGCGAACCCCUUUUUUUUGUCCCGCCUGAGCUGCAGGUUUAGGCCUGUUCUCAUCAGGUGAAGUGAGAUGUGUGAGUGUUUUUGUUUCUGAAGCAUAUUUACUGAUAAUGAACAAAGGAAAUUUGAUGGCGCUGCUCUCUAGUCUUUGAGUUGGGAGCAAAGCGACUGAAAACCCGGAAUCUGUCGAACCAGAUGAUCAUUGGGUAACAUGGAUGUUCUGGACUGAACGCCCAGAGCUCAGAGUGGUCGGAUGGUACUGUGGUGUGUUUCCCGGUGUGUUUUCCCACUUCUAGAGGAGACGAGCACUCUGAGGGCGGCGGGUCCACGUGCUCGAACCUCUGCAGUGCCGACAGUGAUGUCCCUUUCCUGACGUGGUGUCAUGUGGUGAUAUUGUGUCAGUUUCCCAGUAAUAUUUAAUGUGAAGGGCAGCACCAUGCUCUGAAUUCAUGGUAGCAUUAAAGAAAAGUGUGCAGAAAAAUAACGCAGUAUAUCACAAUGUACUGGUAGUGGAACGGAGGCUUACGGCGCACUUUAUCCAAACAUUCAAAUCUGUUCCAUCUAGCUUUUUACAAAGGAGAAAUUUGAAAAUGUGUAAGCUAGAAAUGAAGGUUUAGUGAAAGCUCCUGUGUAACACAGGGUUGACUGUUCCGUCCUGUGACCACACUAUGUUAUUGUAGUGCUACUUGAUGCUCCAAUAAAAAAAAUAUCUGCUGCUUUACUUGGA
Poeciliopsis prolifica (blackstripe livebearer) is the source of this 1673-nucleotide messenger RNA. RefSeq names its product dual specificity phosphatase 14 (gene dusp14). The record is from RefSeq and is a predicted model, not a curated record. The coding region runs from base 289 to 912 and encodes 207 amino acids. NCBI's taxonomy places the organism in Eukaryota, Metazoa, Chordata, Actinopteri, Cyprinodontiformes, Poeciliidae. The transcript is spliced from 2 exons. Gene Ontology annotation, biological process: protein dephosphorylation. Gene Ontology annotation, molecular function: MAP kinase tyrosine/serine/threonine phosphatase activity. Gene Ontology annotation, cellular component: cytoplasm.